Calliphora vicina (urban bluebottle blowfly) is the source of this 1030-nucleotide messenger RNA. RefSeq lists its product as uncharacterized. The transcript is spliced from 2 exons. The record is from RefSeq and is a predicted model, not a curated record. Bases 233 to 658 code for a protein of 141 amino acids. Lineage: Eukaryota; Metazoa; Arthropoda; Insecta; Diptera; Calliphoridae.
AUAAUAUUGAAUUUCAAAUUGUUAACAACUCACGGAUUAAGAACUUUAAACAUUUCAAAAAACGUUUUCCAAUUCUUAUCAAAGAAAAACGCAAAAACGGCGAAUUUUUUUCGUAAACGGAUUAUUAAAAGUAACUCUAAACAAAAAGGAUUAACAAGGAUUAAGCAAGUGACAAAAUAUCUGAAAAUUUCAGUUAAAGAUUUUACAAAAUAUCUCAGCAGCAACAAUUACAAUGGAUUUGAUGCACAUAUUACCAUACAUCGCUCUCCUGAUCUGCCUGCUCUUUACCCUCAUCGCUGAAAGCACGGCUCGGGCGUUUACCGAUUUGGAUACUUUCAUUUCAACACCCGUUGACAUAGAUGAUCGUUUCAAUGAUGAAUACUUUUCCAACUACCAAACUCGUCCAGUGGCUCCCAAAGAUUCUCUAUUAAAUCGUCUGCGACGUGGUUACUACUACAUUGAUGAUGGCGAAAUAACACCCGUCAAUCCCACCGAUAUCAAUCAUAAUGUUCAGAACGGACGCAGACGUCAAGACACCGGUGACUCUUACAAUUCCAAUGAAUCGGAUCAAAGUGGCGUGAAGUAUACACCAUUGGUGCGUUACCAUCAGACCCAUGCCAAACGCAAGAAGUUGUUUGUUCCCAACUUCUUUGGUUAAACUCAGGCUCUGGGAGCUAAAUAAAAGUGGAAUUUUCUGUUGAGUCCUGUUGUGCGGGAGUUACAAAGAGUUCCGGUUGCUUGUGAAUGAGAGUACAGACUGGCAAAAGUAUUAUUUUAUUGUAUAUUUUAACAGUAUAUUAAGUUAAGCAAAUUUUAAUUUACAUAAUUUACUUUUAGUUUUAUAAGAUUUUUAAAAAUUUAGUUUAAAAAAAAGAAAUCAUUUGUAGCUGGUUUAAUUUAAGAAGAAUGAUGAAAAUAUGUAACUGGUUUACUGAAAAAACUAAAUAUUUUAUAUGGAUAUGUAUUAGAAAUACUCUUUUAACAGUAUUAAGUUUAAAUAAAUAUAUUGAAAAAAUAAUAAAAAUAAAAA